UUGAGGACAAGAAACAAAGAAAGAAGAUGCAUUCAGCACUGGGGUUGUCCUUCAUGGUAAUUGCGGUUUCCUCCAAUUUUGCAAUGGCGAUCAAGAAGGAAAAAAGACUUCCCCAGACACUCUCAAGAGGAUGGGGAGAUGAAAUAACCUGGGUACAAACUUAUGAAGAAGGACUGUAUCAAGCAAAGCAAAGUAAUAAGCCACUGAUGGUUAUUCACCAUUUGGAAGACUGUCAAUAUUGUCAAGCACUGAAGAAGGUUUUUGCAGAAAACCAAGAAAUACAAGAGAUGUGUCAGAACGAUUUUGUCAUGCUCAACCUCAUGCAUGAAACCACAGACAAGAACUUGUCACCUGAUGGACAAUAUGUGCCUCGAAUUAUGUUUGUAGAUCCUUCUCUCACUGUGAGAGCAGAUAUCACAGGAAGAUACUCUAACCGACUCUACACUUAUGAGCCCCAAGACCUGCCAGUGUUAAUAGAGAAUAUGAAGAAAGCAUUACGCCUCAUUCAGACUGAACUUUAAGUGGGAGCUAUGACAUUGUCACCACCAGUCUCCAACAAUGUGAACCAAGGAGAACCACCUGCUAGGGGUGUACAAACAACACAGCUCUCUUCUUUACCUGCUGUUAUCUCAUGCAAAGGUUAUCUCACAUUACAAUGGUUAUAAUGACAGACUUCAGCCAGUGAGAAAGAAGGUCCAGCCCAACUCUGCACUACAGAGCCCAUCAUUUCAUACUAGAUGAAAGAUACCAUAGCGAUCUUUAAAUACCUCUUAGAUGCAGCUAUCUUACAAGUAUGUCCAUGGGAAAAGGGAUGUAUCUUAGGUACAUAAGACCCCCCCCAUGAAACUGAAAAAAAAUGUAAAGAAAAAAGUU
Messenger RNA from Anolis sagrei ordinatus, 873 nucleotides. RefSeq names its product anterior gradient 3, protein disulphide isomerase family member (gene AGR3). Gene Ontology annotation, molecular function: dystroglycan binding. Lineage: Eukaryota; Metazoa; Chordata; Lepidosauria; Squamata; Anolidae. Gene Ontology annotation, cellular component: endoplasmic reticulum. The record is from RefSeq and is a predicted model, not a curated record.